CGGGAGUUAAAGUGGAAGAUCCUUACCACGGUCUUUGCUCGCCUUUUCGCGAUUCACAUUUUGCCAAAAUUGCCUUGCUGCGCUUUUCCUCCUCGUAGUGAGACAAUCUAUCGUCUGGAUACGCGCUGCUUUUGCCGGAGAACACCACUAAAUAUAUAUUUUUCACUACGAUUGUUGGAUGCACCGAUGAGAGAUCCAGUUUUUACAGGGACUGCGAUGGCUUACCACCCUUUCCACGUUCACCGGCCAACCGACUUUCCGAUGUCAGCUUUUCUCGCGGCCGCGCAUCCCUCCUUCUUCCCGACGCUGACCUUGCCUCCCGGGGCUCUCACAAAGCCGAUCCCGGACCAUACUCUCGCCGGAGCCGCGGAGGCUGGGCUCCAUCCGGCUCUGAGUCACCAUCAUCAGGCAGCUCAUCUUCGCAGUCUUAAGAGCCUGGAGCCAGAGGAAGAGGUUGAAGACGAUCCAAAAGUCACACUGGAAGCGAAGGACCUAUGGGACCAGUUCCACAAAAUAGGAACAGAAAUGGUUAUUACGAAAUCUGGCAGGAGAAUGUUUCCACCUUUUAAAGCCCGUAUAAAUGGACUCGAUAAAAAAGCCAAGUAUAUUCUAUUAAUGGAUAUUGUGGCUGCCGACGACUGCCGCUACAAGUUCCACAACUCUCGCUGGAUGGUCGCGGGGAAAGCCGACCCGGAGAUGCCAAAGCGAAUGUAUAUACAUCCGGAUAGCCCAGCUACUGGGGAACAAUGGAUGGCUAAACCUGUUGCUUUUCAUAAACUGAAGUUAACCAACAACAUUUCGGACAAACAUGGAUUUACCAUCCUGAAUUCAAUGCAUAAAUACCAGCCCAGGUUCCAUAUUGUGAGAGCAAACGAUAUUCUGAAGCUUCCGUACAGCACUUUCAGGACAUAUGUUUUUCCUGAGACCGAUUUUAUUGGUGUAACAGCUUAUCAAAAUGACAAGAUAACACAGCUGAAGAUUGAUCAUAACCCCUUUGCCAAAGGCUUCAGAGACACAGGGAAUGGAAGAAGGGAAAAAAGGAAACAGCUGACCCUUCCAUCAUUACGCAUGUAUGAGGAUCAGUGUAAAGUGGACCGUGAUGGCGCGGACUCUGAUGCUUCCUCAAGCGAACCUACAACCGGCAGAGAUGCUGGUCAUUCACCUGGACCGGUUUCUAGUCCACUUAGAUUUAACCGGAGCAGCAGAGACGAGAAAACAUGCACUGACAGUGAGCACGAAUUGGACCACCAAGAUGAGCGGUGUGGUGGCUCCAGCAGUCCUGGACCAGAGCCUCCAUCUCCAAUCAGGUCGAGAUGUGAAGACCGGGGGCGGGAGAGGCCUGUUCUGGAGAAGAAAGACGACUAUCCGGACUCCCGAAAAUCAAGCGAUUCUAUAUUUAGCAUAAGAAACGUGGAGAAAGACAAACAAGAGAACAGGCCAAGGAAAGACACAGACUUGUCAAAGAAGGACACGGAAAACGGUGGUAUUAGCGGCAGUAAAGACAGCUUCUCUCCUCUAAUGAUACAGACAGAGAGUCCUUCACAUUUUGGGGCAGGGCACCUUCAGAGUUUGGCGCUUUCCGGCCUACACAGUCAACAGUUCUUUAACCCACUAAACACCGGACAACCUCUAUUAUUCCACCCCGGACAAUUUGCAAUGGCACCUGGAGCGUUUUCAGCCAUGGGUAUGGGACAUCUAUUGGCUUCAAUGGCUGGAGCUGGUGGCCUAGAGAAUGGAAGCCUGUCGGCCCAGGGAACUGGGAGCACCCCGAGUCCUUUUCCCUUUCAUCUGUCUCAACACAUGCUUGCCUCUCAGGGCAUUCCGAUGCCAACCUUCGGUGGACUUUUUCCGUACCCCUACACCUACAUGGCCGCGGCGGCUGCAGCGGCCUCCGCCCUUCCCGCGAACAGCAACACGGCCUCCUCGCUCUCCAGGAACCCGUUUUUGAGCAGCUCCACGCGCUCUCGACUGCGAUUCAACCCUUACCAGCUCCCCGUGUCGAUCCCUCAAAGCACAAACCUGCUCACUACCGGAUUGCCAAGCGGCCUAAACCCCUCAUCCGAAUCGUCUAAAUGCGGUAGCAGGGAAGCGAGUCCUGUGCCUGAUCCCAAAUCGGGGGCGAGUCAGAGAAACGGCUCACCUAAAACAACAAUGAAGGAAUCCAUCAAUGAACUUCAGAACAUUCAGAGACUAGUGAGCGGCCUAGCGAGUCAGCGGGAGACUUCCUCACCUAGGGAUUCGCCCAAGUGAUCAAGCAUCCCCAAACCUAUCCAGGGCAUGACUUGAAUUGCCAGAGGAUUUUAUUAAGUGGUUCUCUGCGAGAAAUUUCAUUACGUAGUUUUUGCGCAUGGAUGACUGGAGUGGAAAAAAGCAAACAGCAGUCAACAAGUAAAAAUUAAUAAAAGAAAACGUUGGACUUUGUGCUCUUGGUGAUGGAGAUCUGCGUAGGAAGUGCUGCGAAGACAAUCUACGGUGUAGCCUAAUUGACUCUUUAUAGAACAUGUUGACAAGACCACACCAAUCUAUUUAAAAAAAGAAAAGAAAA
This is a messenger RNA of Sinocyclocheilus rhinocerous, 2545 nucleotides long. Its product is annotated as T-box transcription factor TBX2b. The record is from RefSeq and is a predicted model, not a curated record. The transcript has 7 exons. Gene Ontology annotation, molecular function: DNA-binding transcription factor activity, RNA polymerase II-specific; RNA polymerase II cis-regulatory region sequence-specific DNA binding. NCBI's taxonomy places the organism in Eukaryota, Metazoa, Chordata, Actinopteri, Cypriniformes, Cyprinidae. Gene Ontology annotation, cellular component: nucleus; chromatin. Bases 187 to 2250 code for a protein of 687 amino acids. Gene Ontology annotation, biological process: positive regulation of DNA-templated transcription; cell fate specification; regulation of transcription by RNA polymerase II.